AUGACCCUUUAUUUUGUUCCCGUGAUCAAAUUGAGGAAAUUCAAAAAUAAUAAAGCGCAAUGGCUAAAAUUGAAAAAGUUGAAAUAGAGUUACAUGAAGAUUCAAUUGACAGUGAUGAUAGAGAAUUUUUGGAUUUAGUAGAAGAACCUGCAUAUGGAAGUGUAACCGGCGAAAGACCACAAUUAGUAACUCACACGUAUUUAGAAGGUAAUGAAGACGAGGACAGUUCAUCUUAUAACUUUAGAGAUUUAUCUGGUUCUGUGGCUUACAAGAUAGUGCAAAUGGAUGAAGAAGAGCCAACAAACAAUAUGACUUCAGAAUCACCAACUCAUCUUAUUCCAAGUGGAGAAUUUUAUAUCAUAAAUAACCCAGUAGAGGUUUUUAGCUCAGAUUCUCAAAAGAAACCAAUCAAACGACAACCAUUGCAAGCUAAAGCUGCUACUGCUAAGAAGCGUGAUGAUAAAAGAAGAGCUACCCACAAUGAAGUUGAAAGGCGGAGAAGGGACAAAAUUAACAGCUGGAUUACAAAGAUAGCAGACAUGAUACCUAACUGUGGCCAAGCAGACACUGCCAGUAAAGGAGGAAUACUCGCAAAAGCAUGUGACCACAUUGCUGAUCUCACUAUGAAGACUAAGAAAUUAGAACAAGUUGAAAAAGAGAAUGCCAAGCUAGUACUAGAAGUGUUAAGGCUUAACAAAGAGCUGUCAGAAUUACGAAAAGAGAACUCUUCAAUGCGUAUACAGUUGGCUGACAACUGUAUAGUAGCAAAUUUACAACGGGCCAAAGGACAAAAGUCCUAGUGUAUAUGAUGAUAGUGACUUUGUGGAUUGUGAAGUGUUAUGUUUACAAUUGAAGUGGUUUUGGUUGAUUUCAUCCUAAGGCCCAAGAGUGUGUUGUGACAAUUUGGUAGAUAAUGAAUAAUAAUACAAAUAGUAGAUUAAAUGAAAUAAGGUAAAGUUAAUAAACAUUUAAGUCUACAUGACACACUACCUUUUAAGGUCUACUUUAACUUAAACUAAAUCAGUUUUCACUAUUUUACCGAAUGUGUCUUGUCAAAUCAUGUUUAGGUUGUUAGGAAAAGAGACAGAAACGGUGAAAAACUGAUUUAGUUUAGAUUAAAAAUAUUUUUUUUAUAUUUUCUUUUCUUUUCUUUACAACAAAGUUUUUAUAUUACAAAUCAGUUCUGGUUGUGAGUUUUACUACAACUGAUUGUAAUAUGGUAAUCCUAGACUAAUACAUCAUUUGAGCAUCUCAGAACUGUUUCAUUUUUUUUAUGGUGGGCUUUAGGAUAGAUAUCUGUAGCAAUUAAAAAAAUAUUUCCUAAUGUUAUUUCUUUUGUUUAGUCUAAUAGUGUGAGGAGCUGGGUUUAUGCGCUCCAUGCUAACACUUCAAACAAAUUUUACUAUAUUUAUAUGAUGUUGCUUUAUAAGUUACCAUCAUUAUAAUUCUUUUAAAUUAAUUUAAGAAAGUUUUUAAUUUAAACUGCAUGCAAAUUUAUUUUACUUUAUUUAUAACAUUUAUAUCUCAAAAGUUUGAUGAUUGAGAUGUAAUUGUCAACUUUAAAAGAAAUUAAAUAAUUGGUUCGAUUAGGAGAUUCAAAGCAAAGUUUUAUGAACUACAGGGCACCUAAAUAAUGGCAGCCGUAAUGGGCUAACUUUGGCUGGCAUUGGCAAAAAAUCUUUGACCAAUCUCUAUAACUUAUGUAGUACAAAUGCUUUUAACGAAUAUUUUAAAAUAAUAGUUAUAAAGUUACUCAUGAAAGGACACUUUAUUACUUUAUGUAAUUUAAAUUAUAGAGAUUGGACAUGAUAACAAAGCCAUUCUGUUCAAUUUGAACAUUAUUUAUAAGAUUAAUUAGAUUGUAGUAUUUUUUUUACACCAGAGUAAGUUUAGGUUUUUGUAAAAUCAUGUUGUCUUUUUUAUUGAAAUUCUAAAUUUUUAUGAAUGUGUUUUGGAUUGGUGAAAUUGUGAAAAUAGUGUAACAAAAUGUCAGGCGGUGUUGCUAGUUAACAAUUAAAGCUGUUUCGGUAUGAAAGUUAUAUAAUUCCACUAAGGUUCGCGGAGCUUCAUAGGUUUUAUUACUAGUUUUAAUUUAAAAUUAUUUUUUUAUGAAUAGCUUCAAUCAUAUUUGAUAAACCAAAUAACAAUUGAAAGCUACCAGAUAAAACUUUAAGUUUAACCCCAACAUUGUGGCUCUAAAUGGUGAUCUUUAUCAUAAAAGUAUUAUUUCUCAAUCAAUUUGAUUAUGAAUUUGCAGCGCCGUUGUUAUAUAGAAGUGCCUAUGUGUAUGAGACCAUUGUUAUUUUUGUAUAUAAUUGUUCCAUAUCACUACAAUCUAAUGGCACUGAUGAGAUAAUUAUUAGUGCUCUUAGGUAUAAGCGUUCAUGAAUAAAUUAUAUGACGUUGUAGA
Molecule: messenger RNA, 2410 nt
Organism: Pieris brassicae (large cabbage white)
Lineage: Eukaryota; Metazoa; Arthropoda; Insecta; Lepidoptera; Pieridae
Gene: Usf
Product: upstream stimulatory factor 2
Exons: 7
Coding region: 60-800 (246 amino acids)
Biological process (GO): regulation of transcription by RNA polymerase II
Molecular function (GO): RNA polymerase II cis-regulatory region sequence-specific DNA binding; DNA-binding transcription factor activity, RNA polymerase II-specific; protein dimerization activity
Source: RefSeq, a predicted model, not a curated record